This is a messenger RNA of Osmerus eperlanus (European smelt), 890 nucleotides long. RefSeq names its product signal peptidase complex subunit 3 (gene spcs3). The transcript is spliced from 5 exons. Gene Ontology annotation, cellular component: signal peptidase complex; membrane. The record is from RefSeq and is a predicted model, not a curated record. Gene Ontology annotation, biological process: protein targeting to ER. The coding region runs from base 108 to 650 and encodes 180 amino acids. NCBI's taxonomy places the organism in Eukaryota, Metazoa, Chordata, Actinopteri, Osmeriformes, Osmeridae.
AAUACAGCUUCCUUGUGUUCAACACUUCCUGCUUUGAUACAGAUGAGCGUACCCGUUAUACUUUUACCUUAAUAUAUGAAUGUGGACUCUCAGCGGAGUGUAGUAAUAUGAAUACUGUACUGUCGAGGGCGAAUUCCCUCUUUGCCUUUUCCCUAAGCGUAAUGGCUGCGCUCACGUUCGGCUGUUUCGUCACAACUGCGUUUAAAGACCGUAGCGUGCCAGUGGACAUCCAUGUAUCCCGAGUUAUGCUUAAAAGUGUGGACGACUUUACAGGGCCGAGAGAGAGGAGUGACCUAGGCUUCAUCACGUUUGAUCUCUCAGCUGAUCUGAGGCCCAUAUUCGACUGGAACGUGAAGCAACUCUUCCUGUAUCUGUCUGCAGAGUAUGCCACCAGGACCAAUGCUCUGAACCAGGUGGUUCUGUGGGAUAAGAUCGUCCUAAGAGGAGAGAGCACCAAGCUCAACCUCAGAGAAACCAAGUCUAAAUACUUCUUCUUUGACGACGGAAACGGCCUCAGAGCCAAUAAGAACAUCACCCUGACCCUGUCAUGGAACGUUGUCCCCAACGCUGGGAUGCUGCCCCUUGUGGAGGGAUCAGGACACAUCUCUCUGCCCUUCCCUGACACAUACGAGACCACCAAGAGCUACUAACAACACCUACCUGCCCUCUGACUGCCCCCACCUACGUCCUACCUUUGCCUCCAUCUGCCCACUACCUACCCCUCCCCAUACCUGCCUGACCUCCCAACCCUUGCCUACCACCCUAUUGCCCUCUACAAGUCUCCUCCAUGUCCUCCAACCACCAUCCUACCUGUAUCGAUCCUCAUAACUUUGUCUGUAAAUGUUGUUAACUCUUCCGGUAUGAUUUGUAAUAAAACACAGGUUUGGGAC